GACGUUGGUUUUAAAAAUUUCGUUGAAAAAUUUUGAACAGAAACCUCGACAAUUUGCCUCGCGGACACGCACCUUCCGUCAUUGAUGACGUUGUUUUAAAGCAGAUGGUUGAAGCAGAUUCGAGGUUAACAGUCUGAGAGAUUGCGAAAAAACUUAAAGCUGAUCAUUCAACCGUCCUCCGGUAUUUAAACAAGUUGGGAAAAGUGAUAAAGUUGGAUAAAUGGAUUCCCUAUGAAAUCACAAAGAAAGACAAAUUGAGACGUUUUGAGAUCUGCACUUCUUUGCUGUUCCGACAGAAUACAGAUGGAAUUUUACACAGGAUUGUGACUUCUGAUAACAAAUGGAUUUUGUACAGUCGUGAGCUAAAAGGUAGCAACACUUUUUUCUUGAUGAGUUUCUGAACACGCACCUUUAACGAGAGAUGAGAACGACUGCAUCCAUCGAGUUUUGCGCGCAACGUCAAACCAUGUCAAACGUUCGUAUCCAAGGUGUACGACAUAAGAUUCGAUCGGCUUUGGUCUAAUUAAUAAUUUAAGCUUAAUUAGACCAAAUAAUAAAGUCAUAUAAUAAACUCCGUACAAAUCUCAAGGCAAUUUAUGAAUGCAGCGAAAGAUUUGGAUUUGCAUAAGCUUGUUACAGAAGAGACCAAACUUGAAUAUAUUAGGCUCGUGUGUCAAAUGAAAAUGACUGAAACAAUUCGUAAGCAGUUAAAUGUAUUCUUGGAAGGCUUUUAUGAUAUUAUAUCUAAACGACUGAUUUCCAUAUUUAAUGAACAAGAAUUUGACUUAUUAGUCAUCGUGCCUUAUGUAGAUAUCGAAAAUCUUGUAGCAAAUACUGAACAUCAUAAAUACACUGGUAUGUCUUUACAGAUUCAAUGGUUCUAGUGUAUUACAUAGUUUUGAUCAAUCGGAUCGUGCGAAGUUCUUACAAUUCGUUACGUCCAAAGUGUCGUUACAAGAUUUUGCUGUGUUAGAAGGCAUGAAUUGCAUAUAAAAGUUCCAAAUUCACAGAGAAGAUAGGUCAACAGACAAACUUCCAUCUGCACAUACUCGAUAAGUAUCUGAAGAAAGAAAUUUUUGUAAUACUUUCUCAUAUGCGUGUUUAAGCUGAAAUUAAAUCGAUAUAAAAGUGGGCUAAAACUGUAUUCUCUAAUUGCAGUUUCAAUCAAUUGGAUCUGCCAGUGUACGAGACGUAUGAUAAACUUUAUACAAAUCUACUUAUGAAUGCAGCGAAAGAUUUGGAUUUGCAUAAGCUUGUUGGAACGCUAUUGUCAUAUAAUAUGUAGCAUUAAUAAUAAGUAUGAGUAUAAUAAUAACUUAUUCCACAAAUAACUUUAUUAUUAAAUAAUAUGAUAUUGACAAUAGAAAUACAAACUAAUACUAAAAUUUU
This is a messenger RNA of Solenopsis invicta (red fire ant), 1389 nucleotides long. RefSeq names its product E3 ubiquitin-protein ligase HUWE1-like. Gene Ontology annotation, cellular component: nucleus. The coding region runs from base 597 to 884 and encodes 95 amino acids. Gene Ontology annotation, biological process: positive regulation of protein catabolic process; protein polyubiquitination; proteasome-mediated ubiquitin-dependent protein catabolic process. The record is from RefSeq and is a predicted model, not a curated record. Gene Ontology annotation, molecular function: ubiquitin-protein transferase activity. The transcript has 3 exons. Lineage: Eukaryota; Metazoa; Arthropoda; Insecta; Hymenoptera; Formicidae.